AUGACGCACAGACCCACUCUUAGCCUGCUGCUGCUGCUGCUGCUGGGCCUAUCGCAGGCCAGUGGAAAUGCGGUCCAUGAUGAGCCGGACCAUGUGUCCAUCACUUCAGCGAUCCUGGAGUCCAACAACGGAACCAAUGAGCUGCUGCUGGAAGGAGACAUUCUGGCUCCUAGAACCAGGAACGCCAUGAAGUGCUUUAGAAGCCAGUACAGCUGUCUCUGGAAGAAGUCAUCUGACGGCUUGGUGUAUGUGCCUUACAUCCUCAGCGUUGUAUAUUCCAGCUUGGAGGUAGAGACUAUUGAGACGGCCAUGAAGUACUUCCAUGGCAAGACCUGCAUCCGCUUCAUUCCACGUAAGACACAGACUGCCUACCUGGACAUUCAGAGCAGCGGCGGGUGUUUUGGUACCAUGGGGACUGUUGGGGACAGGCAGACAUUGUCUCUUGCACAGUUUGGCUGUGUUCAACAUGGUAUCAUCCAGCAUGAGCUGCUUCACUCCCUGGGCUUCCACCACGAGCACAACAGGAGUGACCGUGACCAGUAUAUCAGGAUCAACUGGCAAUACAUCUAUAACUACGCCGUCGAGAACUUCCAGAAGCAGGACACCAACAACCUGAAUACUGCAUACGACUACUCCUCUGUCAUGCACUAUGAUAGAACCGCUUACACUAACAACUACGGAAAGGAAACCAUCACUCCCAUCCCAGACCCAUCUGUGGCCAUCGGACAGAGACAGGGCAUGUCCAACAUUGAUGUCCUGAGGGUCAACAAGCUCUACCAAUGCUAA
Molecule: messenger RNA, 786 nt
Organism: Oncorhynchus nerka (sockeye salmon)
Lineage: Eukaryota; Metazoa; Chordata; Actinopteri; Salmoniformes; Salmonidae
Product: high choriolytic enzyme 1-like
Exons: 1
Coding region: 1-786 (261 amino acids)
Biological process (GO): proteolysis
Molecular function (GO): zinc ion binding; metalloendopeptidase activity
Source: RefSeq, a predicted model, not a curated record